Dicrocoelium dendriticum is the source of this 3495-nucleotide messenger RNA. The record is from the annotation of a GenBank genome assembly. NCBI's taxonomy places the organism in Eukaryota, Metazoa, Platyhelminthes, Trematoda, Plagiorchiida, Dicrocoeliidae.
AUGGCGAGUGCAAAGCUAGAACAGAGAACAAUAAAAUUCCAUCUACCGGAUAACGUUAAGGCGAAUCAUCUACUCGGCAACAUAGUUUACGGAAUUAACACAACGCAUCCCUUUGAACGUGUGAUCCUAACCCCCGACACUUUGUUCACUCUCACACAUCAGGGUGAUUUAUUGACAAGGGGAAACCUGGACAGAGAUGAGAUUUGCAAUCGAUUUGAUUGUUGCGAUCAGGAGGUAUGUGAAAUCCAACUGAAUGCUUAUCUCUUUUAUUCCACUUCAUCACCAGUGAUGUUUGUGUUAAAGAUAUUUGUAACUGACGAAAACGACAACCCUCCAGUAUUUCCACGAAAUCCAUCUCCACCAAAUUAUUCGAAGAAUUGUGAUUGGGAAUUGACGAUCCCGGAGUCAGCUCCUGUCGGCAGUAGUCAACCCCUUCCAAUUGCCAUUGACGUUGAUUCUCGUAUUUUCAAUAAUAUCAAAUACAAAUUGUUAUAUCAGCAAGGUGAGCAAGAAAAUAUUGGUGUUCCAUCUACGCAAAGCGCGUGCGCGGAGUUUAGCCUUAUUGCACCGGUUAGCGGAUCGUUAAACAGUACCGCCACAAGCGCUCCAGUGUUACGGCUUGAUAGACAGUUAGAUCGUGAAAACAAAUCGAACUACAUCUUCAUUCUUGUUGCAGAAGAUGCUGUGUCACCUAAUUUGAGUAAUAAUUUGACUGUCUGCAUCAAGGUCGAAGAUGUAAAUGACAAUUCUCCAGUGUUUGCUGACACAUCCAUGGGUUUGUUACUAAAGAUUCCGGAGGACACUCCCAAACAAAGUGUCUUACACCAAUUCAGUGUUGCAGAUCUUGACUAUGGGGUAAAUAAGGAAGUGGAGUUUUCCAUAGAUUGGACGCCCACUACUAAGCUGUUUAACGACUCCGUGAUAGAACGUUUAAAAUCGAAAUAUGCAAUUGAGCCGAAAACAGGCAAAUUAUACGCGGCAAAAGCACUGGAUUACGAAAAUGAGCUUGAACGUCAAGUUGUGAUCAUUGUGAAGGCAGUAGACCACGGGACUCCGAGACUCACUGCGAGCGUCAGUCUGACGGUUUCACUCAUCGACGUGAACGAUAAUAUCCCUCAUAUAAGAGUGUUGGAUGUCGGUUUGAGAGGCCAGGAUUUGGGCUCAGAAGGUGUUACCCUGGCAAUUCUCCAUGAAAAUGAUCCAAAUCCGAGAGUGCUAAAAUUGAUUUCAGUAUCUGAUGAUGAUUCGGUAUCACACGGAUUGUUAUCCUGUAGGGUGUCAGAAGAAUAUUCAAAGGACUUUCGUCUAACAUUAUAUUCGGACACAAUGUAUGGUCUAAUGAACAUGCGCGCAUUUGACUACGAGAGAGAAUCUGGUAGCGCUGGGGAAUUGACAGCCAAAGUAGAAUGUCUGGAUGCCGCUGCACCACCCAAGGUCACCGAAAAAUGGAUUUACAUAACUUUGGUGGACACAAAUGAUAACUGGCCUCAAUUUAGUGAAUCCAAUUAUCAGUUCAGUGUUUCAGAAAAUGUGGAAAUCAACACUGUGAUUGGACGGGUUUACGCAACUGAUGCAGAUUCAGGUCCAAAUGGUAAUCUCACCUUUUCACUAAGCAGCCAUAAUCCCAACUUUCUCGACUAUAUUCAACUUGAUGCAGUCACUGGUGUAUUGCGCACUACCGCAAAAUUAGACAGAGAGUUGAUAGACUGUAUGGAGUACCAGAUCACAGCAACGGACCAAGGUGAAUAUACAUCAAUCGGUGUGGAUGGCCAACAUGAUGAAAACGUAAGUCAAUUCAGUCUAACUUCCAAAAGUAACACUACCGGAUUGACCAUAACCAUACUGGACGUAAAUGAUAAUGCGCCGGAAUACAGUGGGCCUACGGAGUUUUACAUUACGGAAAACGUGGAAAUCGGAUCAGUUGUUCUUAUGGUGAUCUCAUUUAAUGACUCAGAUCUAGGAAGCAACAGCAAUGUUAAUAUUGUUAUGCCGAAUACUCAUAAUUCUCAUUCCAACCGCAUAAGUUCAGAAUUUGCUCCAGAUAUCUCCAUAGGAUUGGAUCCAGGAACAUUUGCCAUUACGGAUUCCCAGACAUUAGUGACCACUGGAGAGAUUGAUCGAGAGAAACAAGCAAAGCAUGUGAUCUCAAUCGUGGCUGUUGAUGAUGGCAUUCCGAAUAAACUUAGUAGCACAACGUCGUUGACAAUAUUCGUCGCAGAUCAAAACGACAAUUGCCCUGAACUACUCCAUCCGAUUAAUGGAUCGUUUCUCCCUCAUCCUGCAGAAGCUGCAUACGGGUGGGUAGGUUCGGUCUCCUCGAUACCAGUGAAUGCAGGGUUAAAAACCUUCGUAUCCAUUAUUCAAGCCAAAGAUAUGGAUGCCGGUGAGAAUGGUACUAUAGCAUAUAUCCUAACUGCGAAUGAAAACGCAGAUGACGGAUACCAGUAUUUUCACUUAGAAGAAGUAUCAGGACGUUUGUCAACCUAUUGGGAUGUCACAACAGAAAGCUCCAAAUUGCUGAAGGCACUCGAAGAGCAUGAGAAUACUUCUACUAGCCAUAAAAGUUCUGCUCUUGAAAGAAGUCAUAGUCCAAGAGCACCAAAGUCAGGCGUGUAUAUUUUAAGUGUAAAAAUAACGGACAGGGGCAUUCCACCGCUAACUACAUUGGCCAUAUUUUAUGUGAAUAUCAGUGACGCGAAAGAUGGCUAUCUUGGAUUCAGCUUUCUGUUUACAGGAGAUUACAUGAAUAAUGCUAUAAUAAUGCUACUUAUCACGAUGUGCAGCUUCGUGCUGAUUCUCAGUUUAGUCGCUUUCAUUAUUUGGGCUCGUUCUAGGAAUGAGAAUGACCAUACCAUACCCACUGGAACAGAUCAACCUGCAGACUAUAUUGUUACAACAGCUGCUCCUCAGGGCUUGAUGUCCAGGUUUUUCAAUGACUCAGGCUACGCUAACUCAGCCGGUUCGAAUCGUUUGACUGAGUAUAUGCAUCCGUGGUUACGUCCGAAUGUUAAUGUCAAAGGGGUGUUCGAUGAACACAAUGCAUACUUAUUAACUCAUGGAAAACAUUUGAACCAGUCUCCUAGUGUCAGUUGCCUUGGGGAUCGCGGUGAGGAGAAAAUGCUUACUACAAGAUAUCCGAACGUAAUGGAAUAUGAAAUAGCAAGUGUGAGCCCUCCGUCACCCACACAAUGUUUACGUGUUGCACAUGCCUUUGGUCCCCCCUUACCGAUGGACGAUAAAACCACAUGGAUUACAGCUGUGAGACCAUUCCAUCCGGAUACGCUAGCGUGUUUGUUGGACUGCCGUAGUCAUUACGAUGGAUAUAUUCAUUGUUCAAGCAGCAACGAUGGCAGUGAUAGUGGUGUGGACAGCGCUGUUUUGACCGCGGUUUCUGCACCGAUGCAUGCAUUCCUUCCCAAGGUUGUUGACGAGCAAGCUCAGAAGAUGCGAUUGACUAACCACAUUGUUCCCCACUGUGAACCAAUUAUACCAUGA